Electrophorus electricus (electric eel) is the source of this 1611-nucleotide messenger RNA. RefSeq names its product ceramide synthase 3a (gene cers3a). NCBI's taxonomy places the organism in Eukaryota, Metazoa, Chordata, Actinopteri, Gymnotiformes, Gymnotidae. Gene Ontology annotation, molecular function: sphingosine N-acyltransferase activity; DNA binding. The record is from RefSeq and is a predicted model, not a curated record. Gene Ontology annotation, cellular component: membrane. Gene Ontology annotation, biological process: ceramide biosynthetic process.
CUAAGCGUUGCUGUCAUGCACCACGGUUUGCCAGCGGGCCAGCAGGACACAGAGACAGCAGGGGUGUGCAGCUCGCUCUUCUGCCCACAUACUGAAGCGGGGAGCCGAGAGGAGAGAGAGUGUGCGGGAUGAUUGAGACCAUUAGUGAAUGGUUCUGGUGGGACCGCCUUUGGCUGCCCUUCAACCUCACGUGGACAGAUCUAGAGGACAAGGAUGGGCGUGUCUAUGGCAAGGUGUCAGACUUGUAUAUCACCUUGCCCUACUCAAUGGGCUUCCUCAUCAUUAGAUACAUAUUUGAAAGGUUUGUGGCCACACCGUUGGCAGCCUUCCUAGGUCUGAGAGAGAAGACCAAGCAGAACGUGGAAUACAAUGCCAUCCUGGAGCAUUACUAUGCAUCACGGUCUAAAACCCCAGGAAAGGUGGAUAUCACGGGCCUGUCCAAGAAAUGUGGCUGGUCCAGCCGACAUAUGGAACGCUGGUUCAGGAGGAGACGCAACCAGGAGCGCCCUGGGGUCCUUAAAAAGUUCAGGGAAGCCAGCUGGAGAUUUGUAUUCUAUGUAGGGGCCUUCAUUGGUGGCAUUGUAGCCCUGUAUGAUAAACCCUGGUUUUACAAUUUAAGAGAAGUUUGGACUGCCUAUCCUAAACAGUCAAUACUGGAGUCCCAGUACUGGUACUACAUACUGGAGAUGAGCUUCUACUGGUCACUCCUUUUAAGCAUCACGUUUGAUGUGAAAAGAAAGGAUUUCAAGGAACAAAUCAUUCAUCACCUAGCCACACUGACCCUACUGGCAUUUUCCUGGUGUGCAAACUACAUCCGUGUCGGAACACUAGUCAUGCUUGUCCACGACUCCUCUGACGUGUUUUUAGAGUCUGCCAAGGUCUUAAACUAUGCCAAGUGGGAAAAGACCUGCAACAGCCUGUUUGCUCUGUUCGCUGUUGUGUUCAUGGUCACCAGACUCAUCAUUUUUCCAUUUUGGAUCAUCCACUGUACAUGGGUCUACCCACCAGAUCACUAUCCUGUAUUCUUUGGCUAUUACUUUUUUAAUGCUAUGCUUGGCAUCCUCUUGAUGUUGCACAUAUUUUGGGCCUACCUGAUUGUCAGCAUGUUGAAGAAGUUACUCUUUGGCAGCUUAACCAAAGAUGAGAGAAGUGACAACGAAGAAGAGGAAGAUGAUGAAGACAACAGCAUGUUUGAGGAUGAUGAUGAUGAUGGCUACCUAAAAGUUACCAAUGGCUGUGGAGGGAGAGGCGGGGAGAACCAUCACUAGUGAAUGGGCAGUUUCCCCGAUUCCCAUUGUGACUGAAGGAACUUAUGAAGUUGUUUAUUUAUUUGUUUGUUUUAUUUUGUUUGUUUUACUCCACCUCCCCACCCCCCACCCCCCAGCUGGGAAAACCAUGCUUCAGGCACUCAGACCCACAUUUGAUUAAUUACCAUUGAGAACAAGCCAGAGAUCUGAAUGAAACGCUCUCGUGUCUCUUGAGAGUGUACUUGCAAAAUGCAAACAAGUACUUGUAGUCUUUCACUCAGUGCCAGCAUAGACUGGUUUCAUUGGCUCCUUCAGUAUGGCCACGCCCCCUCUCUGGCCUGCAAAACAGGCAAGAACAGAGAAG